Messenger RNA from Dipodomys ordii (Ord's kangaroo rat), 2134 nucleotides. RefSeq names its product keratin 5, type II (gene Krt5). Gene Ontology annotation, cellular component: keratin filament. The transcript has 9 exons. Gene Ontology annotation, molecular function: structural constituent of skin epidermis. The record is from RefSeq and is a predicted model, not a curated record. Gene Ontology annotation, biological process: keratinization; intermediate filament organization. Lineage: Eukaryota; Metazoa; Chordata; Mammalia; Rodentia; Heteromyidae. Bases 1 to 1812 code for a protein of 603 amino acids.
AUGUCUCGCCAGUCCAGUGUGUCCUUCCGAAGUGGGGGCAGCCGCUCCUUCAGCGCUGCCUCUGCCAUCACCCCGUCUGUGUCUCGCACCAGUUUUACCUCUGUGUCCCGCUCCGGGGGUGGUGGUGGGGGUAGCAGGAUCAGUUUUGGAGGUGUUUCCGGACUGGGUAGCUAUGGCAGUCGGAGCCUCUACAACGUGGGUAGUUCCAAGAGGAUCUCCAUUAACAGCGGAGGAGGUGCCUUCAGGGGCCGCAGUAUUGGUGGUGCUGGAGCUGGCUAUGGCUUUGGAAGUGGAGCCGGUGGUGGAUUUGGUUUUGGUGGUGGUAGCUUUGGGCUCGGCGGCGGUGGAGGUGCUGGCUUUGGUGGUGGAGCUGGCUUUGGUGGUGGCUAUGGGGGUGGCUUUGGUGGCCCUGGCUUCCCCGUGUGCCCCCCUGGAGGCAUCCAAGAAGUUACCAUCAACCAGAGCCUCCUGACUCCUCUCAACCUGGAAAUCGACCCCACCAUCCAGAGGGUGAGGACCGAGGAGCGUGAGCAGAUCAAGACCCUCAACAACAAGUUCGCUUCUUUCAUCGACAAGGUGCGGUUCCUGGAACAGCAAAACAAGGUCCUGGACACCAAAUGGACCCUGCUGCAGGAGCAGGGCACCAAGACUGUGAGACAGAACCUGGAGCCUUUGUUCGAGCAGUACAUCAACAACCUCAGAAGGCAGCUGGAUGGGGUUCUGGGGGAGAGGGGCCGUCUGGACUCAGAGCUUAGAAACAUGCAGGACCUGGUAGAAGACUUUAAGAACAAGUAUGAAGAUGAAAUCAAUAAGCGUACCACUGCUGAGAACGAGUUUGUGAUGUUGAAGAAGGAUGUGGAUGCUGCCUACAUGAACAAGGUAGAGCUAGAGGCCAAGGUGGAUGCUUUGAUGGAUGAGAUCAACUUCCUGAAGAUGUUCUUUGAUGCGGAGCUGUCCCAGAUGCAGACACACAUCUCAGACACAUCUGUGGUGCUGUCCAUGGACAACAACCGCAGCCUGGACCUGGACAGCAUCAUCGCUGAGGUCAAGGCUCAGUAUGAAGACAUCGCCAACCGCAGUCGGACUGAAGCUGAGUCCUGGUACCAGACUAAGUAUGAGGAGCUGCAGCAGACCGCAGGGCGGCAUGGUGAUGAUCUUCGCAACACCAAGCACGAAAUCUCCGAGAUGAAUCGCAUGAUCCAGAGGCUGAGAGCCGAGAUAGACAACGUCAAGAAGCAGUGUGCCAACCUGCAGAAUGCCAUUGCUGAUGCCGAGCAACGCGGGGAGCUGGCCCUCAAGGAUGCCAGGAACAAGCUGACAGAACUAGAGGAGGCCUUGCAGAAGGCCAAGCAGGACAUGGCCCGGCUGAUGCGUGACUAUCAGGAACUGAUGAACGUCAAGCUGGCCCUGGACGUGGAGAUUGCCACCUACCGCAAGCUGCUGGAGGGCGAGGAGUGCAGACUGAGUGGAGAAGGAGUUGGACCAGUCAAUAUCUCUGUGGUUACAAACAGUCUGUCCUCGGGCUACGGCGGCAGUUCCUUUGGCGGUGGCUAUGGCGGAGGCAUAGGCGGCGGCAUAGGCGGAGGCUAUGGCGGAGGAAUAGGCGGUGGUAUUGGUGGAGGUGGUGGCAGCGGAAGCUACUACUCCAGCAGCAGUGGAGGCAUGGGAGGCGGCGGCGGCCUGGGUGGUGGGCUCAGUGUAGGAGGCUCUGGCUUCAGCGCAAGCAGUGGCCGAGGGAUUGGGGGAGGCAGCAGCUCCAGUGUCAAAUUUGUCUCCACCACGUCUUCCUCCCGAAGGAGCUUCAAGAGUUAAGAAGAAGAGUUAAGAAGGCCGCAAGACCCUGCCACCACCCCUGCCCUGCCCCCAGGCAGCCUCCUGGCUCCUAGCAACUGCCCUUUCUAGGCAGUUGUCCAAGUCAAGUUUUCCCUUUUCUGGAGAGUAGUCUAAUCCAAUCUACCACAUACUCUUCCACGGUAGAACCCAAUUCCCAGUCUACUCUCCCAUGUCACCUCUCUAUAUUCCGCAGCAAGUCAGUCUUUCGGUCCCUCUAGCAUGGUUCCUGACAAUGUAAAAAUCUGAAGUCUUUUAGAAUGUAAGCCACUGAAACAGAAUCCCACCCCAGCAUCCACCUCAA